AUGCGAGGCUUUCUGCCGCGGCUGAAUGUUCUGCGGUCGAUUGCACCUAGGGCAGCGGCUCCCAUACUACCAACGGCCAAUAUUCGUCUGACUACCUCUGCCCUCACACAUACACCUAGGGCCUCCCAAGCUCGGCUGUUCACUCAUUUCCCUGCGCGACUCACUACUUCCCCUGGCCCCGAACAUCAAAAGUCCACCCUUCCCCCAAAUCCGUCCCUCUCCCAGCGUCUAAAGCAUCUUAUAAAGUCGUACGGGUGGUAUGCGCUCGGUGUCUACUUCAUCCUUUCCGCGCUCGAUUUUGGAGUAGCGUUCGUAGGCAUCAAUCUGCUGGGUGCAGAAUAUGUCUCGCAAGCCACGGCCAGCAUCAAGGCGGUAGUCGCAUCCGUGCUACCGUCGAGACCUUCGGAACCUGGUCGGGAUGAGAUGGACAGCAUUUCUCAUGCACAUGCAGAAGGAGGCCAGGAAUCUCUCUAUGCCAUGCUUGUACUUGCCUACACCGUCCACAAAACUUUGUUUCUACCCGUCCGGGUCGGACUCACGGCAGCUUUCACUCCUCGGCUUGUUGGGUGGCUAACGCGCAAAGGAUGGGCAGGGAAUGAAGGCGCUCGUCGCGCGGCUCAGCAAAUGCGCGAGAAAAUUAGAGAGAGGAGCAGCCGAGACAGCCACUAG
Messenger RNA from Psilocybe cubensis, 669 nucleotides. RefSeq lists its product as uncharacterized. Gene Ontology annotation, cellular component: mitochondrion. The transcript has a single exon. The record is from RefSeq and is a predicted model, not a curated record. Bases 1 to 669 code for a protein of 222 amino acids. NCBI's taxonomy places the organism in Eukaryota, Fungi, Basidiomycota, Agaricomycetes, Agaricales, Agrocybaceae.